AUUAAAAUGAUUCUUGUUUUUCUUUUAAUGUUUUUCGUCAGGCACCUUGUGGGCAAGCCUCAUUUGAGAGAAACAUUUGGGGUCCUUUUACUUCACGUGCGCGUGGUGGUGUGAAGCAAGCAUGCCUAAGUCGAAGAGGGACAAGAAAAUUUCUUUAACCAAAACAGCCAAGAAGGGACUCGAGUCCAAACAGAAACUAAUAGAGGAGUUACGGAAAUGUGUCGACACCUACAAAUAUUUGUUCAUCUUCUCUGUGGCUAACAUGAGGAAUAACAAACUGAAAGACAUCAGGACAGCCUGGAAACACAGCAGAUUCUUCUUUGGAAAAAACAAAGUAAUGAUGGUUGCCAUCGGGAAAGGAGAAACAGACGAAUACAGGGACAACUUAUGUCAGGUCAGCAAGCAUCUUCGGGGCGAAGUGGGAGUGCUUUUUACCAAUAAAACCAAGGAGGAGGUGCAAGAGUAUUUCGGACAUUACAGAGAGAUGGAUUAUGCGCGGUCAGGAAAUCCGGCUCAGAUGGACGUGACUCUGGACGAGGGUCCUUUGGAGCAGUUCCCUCACUCCAUGGAGCCUCAGCUAAGGCAGCUUGGCCUCCCCACUACGCUCAAGAAGGGUGUUGUGACGCUACUAAGGGACCACACGGUCUGCAAAUGUGGCGAUGUCCUCACCCCCGAACAGGCUCGAAUUCUGAAACUGUUGGGUGUCGAGAUGGCAGAGUUCAAAGUGAAGAUCAAAUGCAUGUGGAGCUCUGAAACGGGCGCAUUUGAGAUCUUGGAGGGGGAGGAAGAGCCCAUGCAGGACGACAAAGAAGAUGAGGAGGAUGAUUGACCGGAAAUGAUGAUUGUGCAGGUUUUUUUGUUUUGUAAUCUUGUUUUUAUUCUUAAACGUCACAUCACGAUUGAGAAAACAUAUGCAACAUCUUUUUUUUCAUCAUCCCAAAAACGUAUUCUCCAACUUGACAUUUUAGAUACGGACUGAAAUGUUGCUUACGAGUACUUGUUAAUUUGGAGAACAGGUUAGAAUUAUUUUCAUGUAAAAUCUGAUGAAAUAUGAAAAUGAAGCGUCAUCUAUUUUACAAAA
This is a messenger RNA of Phyllopteryx taeniolatus (common seadragon), 1081 nucleotides long. It is a transcript of the gene mrto4, whose product is annotated as MRT4 homolog, ribosome maturation factor. Gene Ontology annotation, biological process: ribosomal large subunit biogenesis; ribosomal large subunit assembly; nuclear-transcribed mRNA catabolic process. The coding region runs from base 122 to 829 and encodes 235 amino acids. Lineage: Eukaryota; Metazoa; Chordata; Actinopteri; Syngnathiformes; Syngnathidae. The record is from RefSeq and is a predicted model, not a curated record. Gene Ontology annotation, cellular component: nucleolus; preribosome, large subunit precursor. The transcript has 8 exons. Gene Ontology annotation, molecular function: RNA binding.